Bufo gargarizans (Asiatic toad) is the source of this 1280-nucleotide messenger RNA. It is a transcript of the gene FGF1, whose product is annotated as fibroblast growth factor 1. Bases 182 to 649 code for a protein of 155 amino acids. Gene Ontology annotation, cellular component: cytoplasm. The transcript has 4 exons. The record is from RefSeq and is a predicted model, not a curated record. Gene Ontology annotation, molecular function: growth factor activity; fibroblast growth factor receptor binding. Lineage: Eukaryota; Metazoa; Chordata; Amphibia; Anura; Bufonidae. Gene Ontology annotation, biological process: cell differentiation; positive regulation of protein phosphorylation; positive regulation of gene expression.
CACACCCAAGGUUAUCAUUUUUUCCCAAAUAGAAAUUUGAUUACUUUCUGGUUUAGAAAUGCUUAGUCUUUAAUAAGAAAAAGCAGCUACCUUACUGACGCCUGGGCCAGGGGAAGAGAACCAGUCUGAAAUCUACAAGCCUGAGUGUUAAAAGACAAGAAUUCCCAAGAAAACCAAGAACAUGGCUGAGGGGGAUAUUACAACUUUCAACCCAAUGACAGAGACAUUUAACCUUCCCAUGGGGAAUUACAAGAAGCCAAAGCUCCUUUACUGCAGCAAUGGAGGGUACUUUUUGCGUAUACUUCCAGACGGAGUGGUAGAUGGAACAAGGGACAGGGAUGACCUGAACAUUAGAUUACAACUUAGUUCAGAAAACAUUGGUGUGGUGUGUAUCAAGGACACUGGCUCUGGGAAUUACUUGGCUAUGGACUCCACUGGCCUUUUGUAUGGAUCGAUGACGCAGAAUGAGGAAUGCCUGUUUCUGGAGACUGUAGAAGAGAAUAGCUACAAUACAUACAAGUCAAAGAAAUAUGCUGAGCUCAAUUGGUUUGUCGGCAUUAAGAAGAAUGGGACAAGCAAGCGUGGAUCGCGGACUCAUUACGGCCAAAAAGCCAUCCUGUUCCUUCCCUUGCCAGUGUCUAGUGACUAGAUACCUCUCAGUGACUAUGGUUACUUGCUAUAUGUGGUAUUGCUGUAAAUAAUUGCAUAGUGUUCAAAGACCAAAGUAAGGUAUAGAAGAAGUGCUUAUAAACCCUAGUGUUAUACAAAAUGCAUAGAAGUCCAGGAGGCAGAACUUACAUUCUAAUUGUAUUCCAGGAAAGUGAUUCUUGAUGAAGGGGUCAAUUUUGAGCAAUUAACAAUGACAGAUAUCAGUGAAGGACAAGGGCCCAGAUUUACUAAUCCUAUCAAUGGAGUAAACCAAAGGUUAUUUUACAUGGAUGGAUAGGCAAUUAUCAGGAAUAAAGUAAACAUUCCUGAUCAUUGCCUGAUCAUCAGCAGAGAUGAGCGCUAGGUUUCUAUUCAGCAAUUACCUCCGCUGUAUGGUGACAAGUGAUGAAUAUAGCGAUUGCUUCCCCCACAGAGAAUCAUUGAUCACUGUUUAGACAGCACAGAAACAAUGAUUUUUGGGGAUGGCAGAUCAACAGGAGCACCAGAUGAACAAGUGUUUUCUUGUUCUUUGAGAGAUCACUGGCACUUUUUACACAGGUAAAUUACCGGGAACAAACAUUUCUAUAAACGCUCAUUCCCGAUAAUGAGACUGAUUAAUAGUCCAUGUAAAA